Messenger RNA from Penicillium digitatum Pd1, 1452 nucleotides. RefSeq names its product ACT domain-containing protein. The record is from RefSeq and is a predicted model, not a curated record. NCBI's taxonomy places the organism in Eukaryota, Fungi, Ascomycota, Eurotiomycetes, Eurotiales, Aspergillaceae.
AUGGAUCAAUCCAUGACUCUCAUCGAUGCACAAGUGCACUUCCUAGAGGAAUGUGUUGUCCUGGUGCACAUCCCAUUGGAGUUGUACCCCUACUUUUUAAAAUCUGUGAUAGGACUCAUUUUUGAUGAAAUUCCACCACUGGAAAACGAGAAAGAUGAGAAAGAUGAUGCAUUGGAUAAUUUCGAAAAUGCCUCUGAGUAUGACUCGGCGUACAACCCACCUGCAUUCAUGAACGUCUCCAUCACUCCUGUCGAAGUCUCUGUCAUGUGUCCUAGACGCCUGGUCAACAAAUACUUCGUCCCUGUCAUGGAAAAGCUCGACCAUUUGGAUGUUUCACUCCGAUCGCGUCUGAUCGUGAGUGAGAACGAUUAUAUCGCCAUGCAAGUCCUCGGUGAAGGCCUCGAAGCCGGCCAACGAGUAUUGGAAUUAACCAGUCCGCUCGCCCUGGCAGGCAUCCCCAUCUUCUUCAUCUCCACCUACUUCUCCGACUACAUCGUAGUCCCAAAACAAGACAAAGCAAGCAUGAUAUCCGCCCUAGAAAAAAGAGGCUUUCAAUUCAACAACACCUCGGCAGCCUCUACCACCAGCCCACUCAGCCCAACCACCGAAAGAAGACUCAGUGACCUCAUCCCACCAGAAACACCCCCACCCUCAACCCUGGGCGAACUCCAAGCCCAUACCUUCGACAACCUCCGCAGACAUCAAAUCACCCCAUCCGUAGAUGACUCCCUCCGUCUAGUUCAAUGCGCUGCCCAUCACGAAUACCACAGCCAGGAAUCCUCAAUGUCCAUCCUCCGCGAUGCCCUAACAACAGUCCUCCUAGUCGACGAGCCCCGCUUCCUCUCCCUGACCCUCGCAGCCCUCGACCCAGCAGCCUCCCUCCUGCUGGAGAAGCGUCUCCUCCCCCGCUUCGCCCGCCCAUCAACUUCCUCCGCAGGGACCCGCAUCUACGAAGACGGCUCCGGUCUCCUCUUAGGCUCAAAGGAAGAUCACCUAGUCCCCAUCACCCUAGAUCUCCGCGACCUGCCCCUCGAGGCCUCCGGUAUCGUCUGCGGCCUUGCAGGCCGUCUUGCGGCCGCAGCUACCCUCCCGCUCUCGUCGCAUGCAGCCCCUGCCGGCGGUUGUGCGAGCAGCGUCGUCGGCUCCGUGUCUGGGUUGUUUGAUUCUUUCGGUGCACGUCUAGCCGCUCUCUCUAUUGAUAAAACUUCUACCCCCGCCCCCGCUCAUGGAUUGCAGCCCUUGGCCCACUCGACACAUCAUCUGCGGCCUGAUGUGGAUGUCGCGGAUGCGGUAGAAAUUAGUUUCUUGAGUACGGCGCGCGCCGGCACGAUCAUUGUUGGUGAGGAUGAACUUAGGAGGGCUAUUGAUGCUCUUGAGGAGGAGAAAAUUCAAUCACCUAGGCUUGAUGGUAUUGGGUUCGAGUCGAAGACACCGCCUGAUAGUCCGCAGUAG